Opisthorchis viverrini is the source of this 4594-nucleotide messenger RNA. RefSeq lists its product as hypothetical. Bases 3 to 4400 code for a protein of 1465 amino acids. NCBI's taxonomy places the organism in Eukaryota, Metazoa, Platyhelminthes, Trematoda, Opisthorchiida, Opisthorchiidae. The record is from RefSeq and is a predicted model, not a curated record. The transcript has 19 exons.
UUAUGAAUAUUGUGAGUUCACUUGCUGUUCCCGGCGUUUGGUCCUACUAUAACAAGGAGAAGGACGUGCAGAGUACCCGUGCAACACUUUGGUGCGCACCGGAAACGGAGGAGGAGCGAGAUCAGCCUGGUGUGCUACCCAAAGUAUGUGGGUACCGACUUACAACACAUCACCAGGUUCUCGCUUCAACUGACACCGAUUCUCUCGUAAAACAGCUGAUAUGUUAUAUUAACGGUAGAAAUGGCGUUGACAAUGCCGUGCGCUUUGAGGCAGCUUUGGAUGUACUGGACGUGCUACUCUUGUUGCGUCAUCAUGUUCGAUUAUGCGUAACCAGUGAAGAACUAAACCAUCUUUGGGAAUCAUUAGGAAAUACCCUCGCCAAGGGGCACUCUUUCCUACCCGCAAUUGACUGCAUUGCCAUCUGUUCUGCAAUUCCAAACUGCCCGUUACUGCAGCAUUAUUUUGAAAGGUUAACAAAACAGCUGGUGGAACUUCUGGAGACCUGUCUUUUUGAUUCGAGGUCACAGCCAUGCCUGGACCGCAUACACAAGUGGAUUGCAGCGUUUCAGCGAGUCGAAAGUUUUGUCGUCGAUACUCGUUCCUCACAUGCACCUGCCCAGAUUUUGCUAGGUUUUGCCGAAGCUUGUACUCUGAAGUUUUUGGACUAUGUCGAGGAGCUAAAGGCGCUCGUACCCAUCACUAUUAUUGCAGAUCCACUCGACUGCUUCACAGAAGAGACUUUACUCUUGGCAUUUUGCCAACUGCUUACAAGUUGGGCCAAUAUUUCUUCAGCUUUGAGCGAAAUGUGUGCGACCUCAGGUGGCCAAAAUCCCGAAGUGGCUCCUGUAACUGAAGAGGGGGAACCUUCUUCCAAACUCUUUCCACUCGCCGUCGAGACGACUUCAGAUGAUCCGAAAACGUUGCAAAGCUCGAAGAAUGAUGAUGACUAUGUUGCCAUAUCUGGCACUUCCACCUCGGAGAUGGCCUGGAUACUGGGUGACCGGGGAGUGGAGAUAACAGCAUCGAAACUUAAAGGAGUUCUCAAGAAUCAACGUGAAUCCUGUGCUGCAACCGCACAAGAUGAGUCAGCACGAGCGGAUACGCGUUUCAGCUACAAACUGAACUGGCCACGUCAUCUUUCGAAUUCCGAAUUCGCCAACAUGUUCAACAUACUCUUUCAUAGGAGUUUACGUCGAAGAAUCGCCAUGGUCACUGUGGGCUCAGACCCCAAGGAACUAGACCUAUCCGGGGUAGAUCAACCUGUUGACGGUGGCGAUUCUAGUGCAUCACUUGAUAGUUCAGUUAUCAGUCUCCUUCUUCAAGUACCAUUGUUCGCCACCUCACUUCAUGGACCACUGUUUGGCAAUGUGGGGUGCAGCAUUGUGGAUGAACAUUCUGAUGAGUUACCCGCGGCAAAGGGAGAGCAAACUCAACAGUUUUACUACGGUUUCACCAGCCGAAGUACCACAGGUUCGUGGAUGGGUGCCGUAGGGACUGGAGCUGGACUACCCUAUCCAUCCAUCUGCGUUAGCAAAUCGACCUCCGAUUUCGUAUCCUUCGUCAUUUCAACAGUAACGCCCGUACUGAUCAGCAUGAUGGAGGCAGACUUACAAAACCCCAUAGCUUACAACAUCUCCCAUCUGCUGGAACAUCUCACAUUAUCGCCACCUGAUAAAGAGACACCACCGGUUGUCAGUAGUCCAGGUUAUCCAAUAACCUCUAACUUUGCAAACGACUCGGAAAGGGAAACUGAGGAAAACAGUUUUCGCUCAAUAGUCCUCGACGCUCUGGGUACACUACUUCACUUCUUGAGUGGUCAUCAAACAUCCACAUCCGAAGACGAAGUCGGUACGGGCAUUAUGGUUCAAAUCGGAAAUAUUGUACUCUCUACCGGUAGUGACGAAGAAGCAAGAAAUUUGGAGCGCUUGGCGUUGUGCAUGUCGGAUUGUCUGCUGCUUCGUUCCCUUUGCAACGUAUUGGUCGCUGUAUUUGUGAACAAAUUUAAAAUCCCAAUAUCAAGCAUGUCGGACUCGUUGAACUUGUUGACCUCGGAUGAUGUAUCCAGCCAACUGACCGAACUUAUGAAACAGUAUGAUUAUGCUAUACGUGCACUCAGUGAGCAUCUAGUGGAUUUGUCGAUUCAACACGGAGAGCAUCUUGCCAAUGAACUCAUGGAAUGUCAGCAGCACACUGUUGAUCAAUCCUUGAUUGACCAUUUGACGCCGGAAACAUCAGCUUUGUUGAUCUACCGGCAUUUAUCUGAUUUAUGGGGACUGGUGUCAAAAACUUGCCCGGCUGGGCUUGCUCGACAAAUCAUGGCCCAUGUCUCGGGACAGUGCCUUCAUUCUGUGGCCCAGUUAAUCACGACAGGAGAGUUUCUCACUUCGACUGAUCAGCGAUCCGGUUUGAAGUCGGACCUGUGGACCUUGAUGAAAACAGCUGAAUUCUGCCUGCUUGUCUCUUCUGAGACUGUCUCCGAAGUCAUUGGUGUGGGUCAGCUUCCCGCAGAUGUGAGCCUCAUUCACGGCGUCGCGACAUUGCUAACACAGACGUUUGUUUGUCAGUACAUGCCAGAUACUGUUUGGGACAGAAUCCAUCUUGGAGGUUUCUACAAGGGUCUCGAGACAGAUAAGACAGAUUUCCUGUUCGCACUUUCGAACUGGCUUCGAUUUACCAACCCUGCGUUGUUUCCAGAACUUCCAUGCGUAUUGCUGCAAACACGGCGUGAUCAGACGGAGUUGGAGAUUGAAUGGGAACUGUUCACUCACGGGCAUCACUUUGAUCCAGUUCGUUUGGUGAAUCUUCUCACGUUGUCUGAGGCCAAACUCAGCCUGAACAUGCUCACCCAUGUCUCCUCACCGAAAUUCUUCUCCAUCUCUAAGGAGGAGUAUAACUUGGCCUGCCGCUUGUUUUUGGCACUGUUUCGCAUUUGCUCCCUGGUCCCGGGACUACACUCCUUCCCCACAACUCUGCUAACUCGGAUCUAUUCCGGAGAGAAAUCUCGGGCCAUCGGUGCUUGUUCAUCCGACUCAAGUCUACCAGAAUGUUGGCCUCCGUGGUUCCGUGCUAUCUUACAGUUAUUAGCUGAUCCAAUAACCAGGAUCUACAAUGCAUUUGAGGUCUUGGUUCGGCGGCAUGUUAGCCUGGACGAAGCUCUCGCUGCUGAUACCCUCAUCACUGAUUCGAAACACCGGCCUCCAGCCGCAAUCUUUCAAGGACAUCAGCCGCUGCAACGUUCAUUUUUGAUUAAUAUCUUUCCAUCCGGGGAACUCCCUUGUGGAUGUAGUGUUCCGCAUCCGAUCCCUUUGGGACCUCAAGGGUUGGAUACCACUCUGGCAGAUGAGGGACAUAACGAUAAUCCUUCGCUUUCGAAACGACAACAAGCAACUCAAAAAAAGUUACAAGAACUGAAAAUCGGAAGCUACGACUCCUACUACACACAUACAGGAUAUAUUCGCGAAGCGUGGAGGAGUUUGGCUGUGGAUAUAGUUCACUGUGUGAUUUUCUCCGUGCCGGCUAGCAUUCUAUCAGCAUUUGUCGCCAUCGAGGAGAUGAUUGGGCGGGUCCCUAGCGAUUCAUGUCUAGCAGGUGUGAUUUUCUCCGUGCCGGCUAGCAUUCUGUCAGCAUUUGUGGCCAUCGAGGAGAUGACUGCGCAGUCGCCCUCGGAGAAAGUGAUCCCCCUUAGGGGUGGGUCCCUAGCGAUUCAUUUCUUUCUAGCAGGUCUUCUGCUGCGUGUUUUCGACGAGAAUGAAAACGCGGAAAUACGCCGUCUCCAACACCUCGUGCUCUGGGAACACCUUUGUAGUCUCUUUGAGGCACCAGAAGGACAAGAACAAGAAGUGAUGGAGUGCAAAAAACGAAUGACUGCUCAUCUGGAGAACCUGUUGAAUCAACCGGGCGAGUUUUCUGAGGUGAUAGACCAAAGCGCCAGCAGCAGAAGCUUCCAACUCACUCAACAGGUGCGCAUCGUUCAACAACACGGUACGUUGCCCACGGCACAAGCAGAUCUUUGUAAUUUGUCCAAUUAUCCCUCCGACUUCCUCGUGCUCAGUCUAAUUUGUGUUAUUAUCCUGUUUACAGCGCUUCCAGAUUUGUACUUCAUACACUGGUUUUUCAAGCGGAAUACCUCCUGGAUCCGUGAGCUUAUUCGACAGGACCUCGGUUCUUCAGCGACGACCUCCGAACCAAACUUGUCUGUGGUGCUCGACAAAUCGGAUGAGGGACAAAAACCGAACGCUUACUUAUGGCUCCGUCAGGAGGAACUCGAUUGGGAUCAGUUGAGUUUAGUCAAUAUUGGACUGACGCCUGAUGGUAUCGAGGAUCUUCGAAUUGGUCUUGACCAAUCAGAACUGCAGCAGUCUCACAACAACCUUACCUCGGCUGUGCAAAUCCAGGCAUAAUAAAUCGAACCCAUCAUUAUGUGGGUUCUGUUGACAGAUCCAUCUUACUUUCUUUUAGUACUCACCUCCAAAUCGCGUCACAUUAACCCUUCGUUGUUCUUUCUUGGUAAAAUCCAACAUCAUCGUUCCAUAACUUGCUUAACUUCUUUGGUAUGUAUCAGGUUACUUGCUUUUCGUAAGUAGUAUGUUGCUCG